Bufo bufo (common toad) is the source of this 839-nucleotide messenger RNA. Its product is annotated as 40S ribosomal protein S3. The record is from RefSeq and is a predicted model, not a curated record. Lineage: Eukaryota; Metazoa; Chordata; Amphibia; Anura; Bufonidae. Gene Ontology annotation, molecular function: structural constituent of ribosome; RNA binding. Gene Ontology annotation, cellular component: nucleus; cytosolic small ribosomal subunit. The transcript has 7 exons. Gene Ontology annotation, biological process: translation; positive regulation of apoptotic signaling pathway. The coding region runs from base 55 to 798 and encodes 247 amino acids.
AUAGGCACUUCCGCCGGAAGUGUUUUCCCUUUCCUUUCAGCCCCGCGCAGCAAGAUGGCGGUGCAGAUCUCUAAGAAGAGGAAGUUUGUUGCUGACGGCAUCUUCAAAGCCGAGCUGAAUGAAUUCCUGACCCGGGAGUUGGCAGAGGACGGCUAUUCCGGCGUGGAGGUCCGAGUCACCCCAACCAGAACAGAGAUCAUCAUCCUUGCCACCAGGACCCAGAACGUCCUCGGUGAGAAGGGGCGCCGUAUCCGUGAGCUGACCGCUGUCGUACAGAAGAGGUUUGGCUUUCCCGAGGGCAGCGUUGAGCUGUACGCAGAGAAAGUCGCCACAAGGGGUCUGUGCGCCAUCGCCCAAGCAGAGUCCCUGCGCUACAAGCUCCUGGGAGGUCUGGCAGUGAGAAGAGCCUGCUAUGGUGUCCUGCGUUUCAUCAUGGAGAGCGGCGCCAAGGGUUGCGAGGUCGUGGUGUCCGGCAAACUGAGAGGCCAGAGAGCCAAGUCCAUGAAAUUUGUGGACGGUCUGAUGAUUCACAGCGGAGACCCCGUCAACUACUAUGUGGAUACCGCAGUGCGCCACGUCCUCCUCAGACAAGGUGUUCUGGGCAUCAAGGUGAAGAUCAUGCUUCCAUGGGACCCAAGUGGAAAGAUUGGCCCCAAGAAGCCCCUGCCUGACCACGUCAGCAUUGUGGAACCCAAAGAGGAGAUCCUGCCAACCACCCCCAUCUCUGAGCAGAAGGGAGCCAAGCCAGAGCAGCAGGCGCAGCCCCCUGCCAUGCCCCAGCCUGUGCCCACCGCGUAAUGGGAUGCUGAACACCAGGACGUAAAGUUCUUGCAUUCGGC